Molecule: messenger RNA, 501 nt
Organism: Mycosarcoma maydis (corn smut)
Lineage: Eukaryota; Fungi; Basidiomycota; Ustilaginomycetes; Ustilaginales
Exons: 2
Coding region: 1-501 (166 amino acids)
Source: RefSeq, a predicted model, not a curated record
AUGGCAAUAGUUGCGCGCUCAGACAGCGCAGUAGACAUCACCGAACGCCCCACGUCUCGUGCAGGAUGCAAGAUGGAUGCGGUGUGGUCCAAGUUGCCAGACCUAGCCACCGCUGCUGUGUGCACCUCCACGAUUCUUUGCGCUACACCAUAUGGCAUGUGUGUUUCGAGCGACGUCGAUUUGCAUCGCGCGAAAAAAUACACUACGCCGCUCCUGCUGCGCGCCAAGGUGUCUGGAUCCGUACGAUGGCUACAGCUGAAAGCACAAGUGAUCGCCCGUGCUGUGCGCCUGACCAACCGCUAUUGUGCGGCAUCAGAGAUCAAGAACGAUCCACAUAUCUCGAUGCGUCAUGGCCUGAAUCUGCCAACAAGCCAAGUACUGUAUCUAUGUCGGCCCACUGUCGCCACAGCUCAAUUCGGCCUCACCAUCGGCGAGCAACCUAUGCCUCUUGCCUCUUAUUCAGCAAAUUCAGCUCAGCCUCGUCUCCAACGUGUCGCAUAA